Messenger RNA from Ixodes scapularis (black-legged tick), 892 nucleotides. Its product is annotated as NFU1 iron-sulfur cluster scaffold homolog, mitochondrial. Gene Ontology annotation, cellular component: mitochondrion. The coding region runs from base 27 to 809 and encodes 260 amino acids. The transcript has a single exon. Gene Ontology annotation, molecular function: iron-sulfur cluster binding; iron ion binding. Gene Ontology annotation, biological process: iron-sulfur cluster assembly. The record is from RefSeq and is a predicted model, not a curated record. Lineage: Eukaryota; Metazoa; Arthropoda; Arachnida; Ixodida; Ixodidae.
CAGCGAACCUGAAAACGCACGAAAAUAUGGCGGCCCGCAUCGUCGCGAGUUGGGGCGGCCGCUACCUGAGCGUUUUCCGUGGCCAAGCCAGCGAGGUGCUACGCAGCAAUGCAAGCCGCGUCUCCGAAUCCGAACGGCGCGGGUUCAGGACUUCGUGGAUAUCCCGCAUGUUCAUCCAAACCCAAGAGACGCCGAACCCGAACUGCCUCAAGUUUCUCCCGAACGUAAAAGUGCUCGAGCAGGGCACCAGAGAUUUUCCGACGCUAGCGAGCGCGAAAGACUCGCCGCUGGCCAAGCACCUCUUUCGCGUCGAGGGCGUCAAAGCCGUCUUUUUCGGCCCGGACUUCAUCACGGUUACCAAAGCGGACGACGAGACAGAAUGGCAGGUGCUCAAACCGCACCUGUACGCGGCGAUCAUGGACUUCUUCACGACGGGACUGCCCGUGGUGAACGAAGACGGCACCGAACCCGUGGCCGAAGACACGCGACCCAAAGAGGACGACAGUGAGACCGUCUUGAUGAUCAAGGAGUUGAUCGAGACGCGGAUCCGACCGACGGUUCAGGAGGACGGCGGCGACAUCGUCUACAUGGGCUUCGAAGAUGGCGUCGUCAAACUGAAGCUGCAGGGUUCGUGCACCGGUUGUCCCAGCUCGUCGGUGACGCUCAAGGCCGGGAUUCAGAACAUGCUCCAGUUUUACGUUCCCGAGGUGAAAGACGUCGAGCAAGUCUUGGACGAGGCGGACAAAGUGGCGACCAAAGAGUUUGAGAAGUUGGAAGAUGCGAUACGUCGUAAGGGGGUCGAUCCGUGAUUUGGCAGCGCAAGCGCCCUGCAGAACUGUGUUGGAACUCUAGAGCGAGUUGCUUGUGUAGAAUAAAAGUUGGUGUUUGGUUA